Messenger RNA from Oncorhynchus tshawytscha (Chinook salmon), 1616 nucleotides. RefSeq names its product bcl-2-like protein 1. Gene Ontology annotation, molecular function: protein homodimerization activity; protein heterodimerization activity. NCBI's taxonomy places the organism in Eukaryota, Metazoa, Chordata, Actinopteri, Salmoniformes, Salmonidae. The transcript is spliced from 3 exons. The coding region runs from base 435 to 1121 and encodes 228 amino acids. Gene Ontology annotation, biological process: intrinsic apoptotic signaling pathway in response to DNA damage; negative regulation of intrinsic apoptotic signaling pathway; extrinsic apoptotic signaling pathway in absence of ligand. Gene Ontology annotation, cellular component: mitochondrial outer membrane. The record is from RefSeq and is a predicted model, not a curated record.
UCCUCAUUUUUUCUGGUACAUUAGUCAGUCAAAGAACUAAGCAAACCAGACCGAGCUGCAUUGUUUAUUGGAGAACCUCCCCGUUAAGCAGACCGGAACGGAGCAUUUUAUUUCCAAUGAUAAACGGCUUGAGUGAACUAUCUUUAUUUUUCCACUAUCUUUGGCAAUAGUACAUUUCACUUCUCUCCUCGGAUUUUGACAGCAGGACUGAUACGUUUUCAGAAAAUUGGAUUAAAGCCACUCGCUAAGAGUGUUGCCGUUGACUAGGGCUUGAGCCACUGCACCAGCCUUGUUUUUUUUGUCUUCAAGACUUCUAUUUUCUGCAUACCCAGAAUGACACAGAUUGGAUUAAACACAGAGGACUGAUCCAAAGAGGUGUGUCGCGAGCAGGUAAAACCGAGAGCCUGGGGCAAAGAAGAAAGACAAGACAAGGAAUGAUGACUUACAACAACAGAGAACUGGUGGUAUACUAUAUCACCUAUAAACUAUCACAGAGGGACUACCCUUUCAACCACAUGGAGCUCACAGAAGCCCAGAAUUGUACUGAGGGGGGGCAGGUGGAAGGGGGUGCGGCAGUCAUGACAUACGUCAACGGGACGAGUCCCGGUACUCCUCCACCACGGCAGUCGCCCCCCUCCUCCCCUCGGCGGACAGCGGGCCUGGACGCAGUGAAAGAGGCAUUGCGGGACUCUGCCAACGAGUUUGAGCUGCGUUAUGCCAGAGCUUUCAGUGACCUGUCCUCCCAGCUACACAUCACGCCGUCCACAGCCUAUCAGAGCUUUGAGAACGUGAUGGACGAGGUGUUCCGGGACGGUGUCAACUGGGGACGGGUGGUGGGCCUGUUUGCUUUCGGAGGGGCCCUCUGUGUAGAAUGUGUGGACAAGGAGAUGAACCCCUUGGUGGGUAGGAUCACAGACUGGAUGACCGUCUAUCUGGACAACCACAUCCAGCCCUGGAUCCAGAGCCAAGGAGGAUGGGACCGGUUUGCCGAGAUCUUUGGGAUGGACGCUGCAGCCGAGAGCAGGAAGUCUCAGGAGAGCUUUAAGAAGUGGUUUCUGGCGGGGAUGACCCUGGUCACAGGAGUCGUCGUAGGGUCACUCUUCGCUCAGAAACGCCUGUGAGAACGACAGCCACAACAGACGCCGUCUUGUACGGGUGGAGGGGGGUGGAAUGAAGGAAUUAGUUUAACUUUUCUUAUUUCUCCUUUUUAAUUUCCAAGAAAAUACAUGAUUAUGUUUGAACCUUCCAUCCCACCAUACACUGAGGACUCUGACAAACUGUUGAGAUUAAAGACAGCGGUCACUUAUGUUACCCUCAUCAAAGACCUCCCUGCAACACCCUAAAACACAGGAAAAUGGAGGGAGGUAUCUAGAACUGUCUUGGGCCAAACCUUCCUCUUUUUUCCCUUUUGUUUACUCUUUCCUGUUGACCUUUUCUCCAAUUGCUGUAUUAAUUAGGUUUUUUUUACAAAUGUAAAAGUGAUUCAGAAACAAGCUAGCGCAUCAUAUUCGGCGCAUUGGCCUAAAAUGAGUGAGGUAAUUUAAUUUGUCGUGUGUGUUCAUUGGUUUGUUUUUAUUUUGAUUUAUUUUUUAACCAUUAAAACCCACGUGAUCAUU